Puma concolor (puma) is the source of this 432-nucleotide messenger RNA. The record is from RefSeq and is a predicted model, not a curated record. NCBI's taxonomy places the organism in Eukaryota, Metazoa, Chordata, Mammalia, Carnivora, Felidae.
AUGGCCUCCGUCUUGGAGCUGGCCAGGAGCAACUCCGCCCUCAUCCUGCAGAACAAUGAGGUGAUGGCCCUGGCGAAUGUCAGCAUCAGGAGCCUCAUCAGCAAGGUAGGGGCUAGAGGACCCGCCCCAGCAGUUAGUGCUACACCACAGGAGGUCCCGCUUUUUCCACUACUGCAGUCCCUUGCUGUGAAGGAAGUGGAAGCCAAGAAAGGAGAAUCAGAGGAGUCUGAUGACAUGGGCUUUGGUCUCUUUCACUAUGCCUCUUCUACAGACCUCAAGAGGUCUUGUAUGUAUCCUUUUCUCUUGGAACACUGCUGUGGCCACAUGAACAAGCUCAGGCUAACAUACCGGAUAAUGAAAUAUGUAGCCCAGUCACCUCCACUGCCCCAGCCAACAGACCAAAGCAGCACUGCCUACCUGCCCUGCAGCUGA